This is a messenger RNA of Prionailurus viverrinus (fishing cat), 3152 nucleotides long. RefSeq names its product cleavage and polyadenylation specificity factor subunit 6-like. The transcript is spliced from 5 exons. The record is from RefSeq and is a predicted model, not a curated record. Bases 1398 to 2324 code for a protein of 308 amino acids. Lineage: Eukaryota; Metazoa; Chordata; Mammalia; Carnivora; Felidae.
ACUCACUGCGUCCGCCCCGUGGCUGCGCUGGAGCCGGUGGGAAGGCUCCGUGGUGGCGAUGAGUCUGGUUUUUACACUUCCACUCGCAGCGACGGCAGCGCCUCGUGUUUGCGCAGCGCUUCUGGGGGACGGGCACCAUCUACGACCUGUCCACGUGCCAACUCCGUCUGUGCUCCCAGCCGUGUCACAGCCCGGGGGCCUCACCGGGCCCGUCUAACGGCCACGGACGCUGAGGCUGAGGAGGGGGCUUGCGGCCCCGCUCGCCGCCACCACCCGGCUGCGGGGGGUCUCCCGUGGGCCUCCGGGGGCGUUUCCGGCAGGAGACCGGGAGCCCACGGGCCCGCUGCGGUCCCUGAGCUUUUCCACGUGUUGGGGGAGGCGCACACCUGCAGGCCGUGUGAGUGAGAGCCCAGAGCAGCUCCUCGGGGUGGCCUGCUUUUCUGUGGUGAUUCGGUGCUUCUAGUCACCGCGGCUCUCCCGCGGCCUGACGGGAAGGUGGCCUGAGCCCCUUCACCUGCACCUGCGACCGCGUCCUCCCCUCCCCGGAGCCCCGAGGCAGAGACGGCCUGUCUCCACCCUGCUGCGGGCUCCUCCCUGGGAGACAGGACAGGAGGACAGCUGAGGAAGGCCGGGGCCCCGGGGCAGCCCUGGGGUGGCCUGAACCCAGGACAAGAGGGACGCCGGCUGUGUGCGCCCGGCCGGGCCCGCACGGUCCCGCUGCCUGGGAAGCUGCGGGUCUGCGCCGGGAGCUCCAGGCAGCAGCACGGCUCCGGCCUGUGCGCCCUGCAUGUGCUGCCCCGGCUGCCACUGGGUGGGGGGGAGGGGGGGGGGUCCUAGGUUUGCCCAGAAGCCUGUUCACUAAAGUAGAGGAAUAGAACCACGCUUAGCACCGAGACGGGCCGUUGCUAUCAACGCUGGUGUUCCGAGGAGUGACGAGAAGACGGAAAACAAAGGCCAGGAGGAAGUUUCCCAUCGUCCGCGGUCCCGGGGUCCCGGGGCCGUGCGUGUUUGCAGGAGUCCCUUGGGCAGAAAACGGGGGCACGCGUGGGCGGGGCCGUUGCUUCCAUGAUCUCGGCGGCUGCUGGGGGCCCCACCACCCUCCCGGGGAGCACGUCGUGGACAGGAGGAGGGGAGCCGUGUGUGCCGUGGACGCGGGUGUGACUGACAGAGCAUGAAAGAGAGGAUCCCAGGAAGGAAUUUGCCAAAUAGAAACGACAGAGAAUAGAAACAGCCCAGUCACGUGAGCCUUGAAAUCUGCUUCCACUGCGCGGGGCGGUCGCUUUCCCCAGCGCGCAAGGUGGGCCUGCUGGUGUCGGUUUUCAGGUGAACCCGGGGCCCCAGGUGCUGAGAGAUGCGAUCCGAGUCAGGCUCAGGUCGCAGGCGGUCCUCGCGGCAAUAUGCUCCUCACUUCUUUGAGGAAGUCAAGGCCCUGGACACGGAACCCUUCCCGCUCGCUCCAUCGUGCAGCCGAGGGUCCUGGGAAAGGGACAUGGCGAGGACCCGGGGAGCAGACUCGGCUGGGUGCCAAGCGGAGCCCACGCGCUUGCCUGACGCCCGCGGGGGAGGAACGAACCUGGCGCUGUGCUGGAGGACCCGCCCCCACCCCCCUCGUUCCCUCCCCCGUCAGAGGAAUUUCAUUCUUGGCUCAAGACCUUGGCCCCGAAGGCCCACAGGCCUCCGCCCCUCCGUGUUGCUGCCCCCCCAUGCGCCCCCUGGGUGAACGCGGCGGGACUCUGGUUUCUGGGCCUGGCCCAGGGUGGGUGACUGCCCAGCCCGGGCCUGCGGUGCAGGAGGGAGGGGGCGGGGAGAGUCCAGACCCCGUCCCCACCCCCCAGGGCCGCUCACAUCCUGUCCCUACCUGCUUGUCGGGCUCCAACCAACCAGCGUGGCUUUCUAAGCUUGUUCAGAUCCCAAAGCCUCCCCUGUCCCGGGAAACCCUUUACCCGUCGGGCCGUCUGUCACCUUCUCUGUCCCUGCACGUGGCCAGCUGUGCUCCAGGCAGCGUCCCGCGCUCCGUGGGACCCCAGCCGGACGGCCCCCGGUCUGCUCGGAGCUCCUUCCUGCUGCCAGAACCCUGGCUCCCUUGGGUGGGGGCGGGGCGUGUGCACGCGACUGCGAGGUUCGCGUCGCCGUGCGGGGCCCCGCGGUGGAGCAGCUGGGCGGACGGCGCGCAGUGGGCGCUCUGGCUGCCGCACGCAGUGUGUGUCCUGGGGCUCGGGAGGGCGCCCUGCCCCCCGGUGGUGCCACUGUGUCAGGGGUUCGGUAGCUGGCAAUCUUCUCUCUCGCCUGGGCCCUCCGUGCCCGCCGACCGUUCAGACGCGUAGGUUCCGCAGCUUCAGGACUCAGCUCAACUCGCCACGGACUGAUGGGCCUCUGCCGUCCGAGGCCGCGGGUGCGGUGGGUCCGGCAGAAGCAGGCUGGUGUCGGCCCCGCACCGCGCUCACCCCCCACGCCAGCUGCACUCCAUCCAGCCCCGCGAGCCUGCGAGACGCUUUCCCGACACCCCCUCAGUCUCUUGGGCGAGCACCUCGGGCCUCCUUCCGGCCUCGCACACCCGCAGCCGCGUGAAUGCAGGAUUGUGGAGGAUCGCCACACGGGUGCCCCCUGCCACGGGGGCCUCAUCUGGUGCCAACAACCCACCGCGCCGACUAGGGAGGACAAGCCUGCGCGGCUCAGCGAGGACUCCCGACGUGUGUCCCCCACGGCCCGGAGAAGGGACCCCCGGCUGAGUGUCUGGGAGACGCCUCACGCUCCCACCUCGUGGCUCGGCGACGCGUGCCGGCCUGUCAAGAACACAUCACACAGGACGGAGGCUGUUGUGUUUUCUAUACGGUUCCCUGACGUUUAGGCCACUAAUUACCCUUUCCCUCGAAACCUCUGUUAGUCUCUUCACGGGGAGUUCUGGCUUGGGCUUUGGAAAGCACGCGUAUGUUAAGGAAAGGUGAUGGGAAGGAAGGAUUCAGACCUGGGUUAAGGUUCCAGAUCCCAAACACACCUGUAAACCUUCUCAAGCGGCUGGACCUUUGUUUCCUGGCUGGUUAGCGUUUGGUCCAGCCCUUCGAGCCCACUCAGAAGACAUCAGCGGGGACGAAGGCUGGCGCGGGAGGGAGGCCUUGUCUGCCAGCUCUCUGUCGGAAGGGCUGGGCUUUCCA